CACGUCGCGCAGUGCGCGCUCUCCAACGCCGUGCGCGCUUCUGCCUCCCUGGGAAGAAGGAAUCAAACUUCCGGUGUGGUGUAAUGGCGGAAUGGUAGUGUCUGCCAAAAAAAAAAAAAAAAAAAAAAAAAAAAAAAAAAAAAAUCUGUAAUAUUAACUCCCUCAGUCGGGCGGUUCAUUGGAGCCGCGCUGCAGGGUUAAAGGGCCUCCAAAACAAGGAAGUGGGGAAAGAUACAUAAAAGAAAAAAAUUCAACGACGCGACGCCAGCCGUGUAGGAUUCAGGAUUCGCAGCUGCAGCCUCAACAGCGCAGCUCCGGCUCCCCCCGGCCGGCCAUGGCGGCGCACAAACCAACAGAGUGGGUUCAGGCCGUGAUCAAUCGAUUCGACGAGCAGCUUCCAAUUAAAGCAGGACAGCAAAAUACCCACUCCAAAGUCAGCACAGAGCACAACAAAGAAUGUCUCAUUAACAUCUCCAAGUAUAAGUUCUCUCUUGUCAUCAGUGGCCUCACUAACAUCUUAAAAAAUGUAAAUAAUAUGCGAAUAUUUGGGGAAGCUGCUGAGAAGAACUUAUACUUAUCUCAGCUUAUCAUAUUAGACACAUUGGAUAAAUGUCUUGCUGGGCAACCCAAAGAUAGUAUGAGACUUGAUGAGACAAUGCUGGUUAAACAACUUUUGCCAGAGAUUUGCCAUUUCAUUCACACCUACCGAGAAGGGAAUCCACAUGCAUCUGAAUUAAAAAAUUCUGCCUCCGGUGUCCUUUUCUCUCUCAGCUGCAAUAACUUCAAUGCUGUCUUCAGUCGGAUAUCUACCAGAAUGCAGGAGUUGACAAUGUGUUCUGAAGAUACUGUUGAUAUCCACGACAUUGAACUCAUUCAGUACAUCAAUGUGGACUGUUCAAAACUUAAAAGGAUUCUUCAAGACACAGCACUGAAAUUCAAAGCACUGAAAAAGACUGUUCAGCUUAAUCUCAUCAACAGUCUUGAAAAGGCUUUUUGGAACUGGGUUGAAAACUACCCAGAUGAAUUUACUAUGCUGUAUCAAAGACCACAGAGUGACAUGGCAGAUUGUGCAGAGAAACUUUUUGACUUGGUGGACAGUUUUGCUGAAAGUGCAAAGCGGAAAGCUGCUGUCUGGCCCUUGCAGAUCAUCCUUCUUAUUCUAUGCCCAGAAAUCAUUCAGGAUAUUUCAAAAGAUGUGGUGGAAGACAGUAAAGCCAACAAGAAAUUAUUUUUAGACAAUCUGAGGAAGGCCUUGGCUGGCCAUGGAGGAAGCAAGCAGUUAACAGAAAGUGCAGCAAUAGCCUGUGUAAAACUUUGCAAAGCGUCAACAUUCAUCAACUGGGAAGACAACUCUGUUAUCUUCCUGCUAGUUCAAUCCAUGGUGAUGGACUUAAAGGCUUUGUUGUUUAACCCCCCUAAGCCUUUCUCCAGGGGAGCUGGCAGCCAGAAUGCAGAUGUUGACCUAAUGAUUGAUUGCUUUGUUUCCUGUUUCCGCAUAAAUCCUCACAAUAAUCAGCACUUCAAGGUCUGCUUGGCGUCUUCCUCUCCACCCACCUUUCAUUUUGUGCUGGUGAACUCACUACAUCGAAUAAUCACAAAUUCUGCACUGGACUGGUGGCCUAAGAUCGAUGCUGUGUACUGUUACUCAGGGGAACUGCGCAGCAUGUUUGCAGAAACUCACGCCAGGGUAAUGCAAGGGUGUAGUUCACACCAGACUUUACGCAUGACACCGAGCCUUACAUUUAAAGCCAGAUUUAAAGAAAAAAAUACAGAUUUGGAUACCAGAAGUUACAAAUGUCUGCUGCUAGCAAUAGUGAAGUUAAUUCAUGCAGAUCCAAAACUGUUAUUACAUAAUCCUGGAAAACAGGGUCAUGAGAUUCAGAGCAGUACAGCAGAGCUUAUUAUCGGUCUAGUCCAUCUGGUGCCCUGGCCAAACAUGCCAGAAAUUUCUCAAGAAGCUAUGGAGGCCUUAUUGGUUUUGCAUCAACCAGAAAAUAUUGAACUCUGGAAUCCUGAUGCUCCAAUAGAAACGUUUUGGGACAUAAGCUCCCAGGUGCUGUUUUUUAUUUGCAAGAAGUUAAUGGGUCAUCAUCUACUAAAUAGCACUGAAAUUCUGAAGUGGCUGAGGGAAAUUUUGAUCUGCAGAAACAAGUUUCUUCUUAAGAAUAAGGAAAAUGCAACACUAGGAAGUGGAAUUCCCAAUUGCCGUCAGGCUCAGACAAAGCUGGAAGUGGUCCUUUACAUGUUUCUGUGGAGUCCAGACACUGAAGCUGUCCUAGUUGCCAUGUCCUGUUUCAGACACUUGUGUGAAGAGGCUGAUAUCCGUUGUGGAGUAGAUGAGGUGUCUGUUCAAAGCAUCCUUCCAAAUUAUAACACUUUCUUUGAAUUUGCAUCUGUGAGCAACAUGUUGUCAACAGGAAGAGCUGCCCUGCAGAAGAGAGUAAUGGCACUGUUAAGGAGAAUAGAGCAUCCAACUCCUGGAAACACAGAGGCUUGGGAAGACACAUAUACAAAGUGGGAGCAAGCUACAAAGUUAAUUCUAAAUUACCCCAAAACUAAAAUUGAGGAUGGGCAGGUAACUGAAAGUCUCCAUAAGACAAUUGUUAAGCGGCGAAUGUCUCAUGUAAGUAGUGGGGGUGGCUCUGUAGACUUGUCUGAUACGGACUCCUUGCAGGAAUGGAUCAACAUGACGGGAUUCCUCUGUGCUCUUGGUGGGGUGUGUCUACAGCACCGCAGUAACCCCGGACUAGCCACUUACAGCCCCCCCAUGGGACCUGUCAAUGAGCGAAAGGGUUCUAUGAUUUCCAUGAUAUCCACGGAAGGAAAUGCUGAAACUCCUCUUAGCAAGUUUUUAGAUCGUCUGCUUUCUCUUAUGGUAUGCAAUCAUGAGAAAGUUGGUGUUCAGAUCCGGACAAACAUCAAAGACCUGGUGGGUUUAGAAUUGAGCCCAGCGCUUUACCCAAUGCUCUUCAACAAACUCAAGAACUGCAUCAGCCGGUUUUUUGACACUCAGGGGCCGGUUCCUAUAAACGACACUAACACUCAAUUUGUGGAGCAAACAAUUGCAAUCAUGAAAAACCUCUUGGAUAACCACACUGAUGGAAGCUCUGAGCACCUUGGGCAAGCCAGCAUUGAAACCAUGAUGCUCAACCUUGUCAGGUAUGUCCGUAUAUUGGGAAAUAUGGUGCAUGCAAUUCAGAUCAAAACAAAACUUUGUCAGCUGGUAGAAGUUAUGAUGGAACGACGGGAUGAUCUUUCAUUUUGCCAGGAAAUGAAAUUUAGAAAUAAGAUGGUAGAAUAUCUGACGGACUGGGUAAUGGGAACAUCUAAUCAAGCUACUGAUGAAGAUGUCAAAUGUCUAACAAGAGAUUUGGACCAAGCCAGUAUGGAAGCUGUGGUGUCCCUGCUUGCAGGCUUACCUCUCCAGCCAGAAGAGGGUGAUGGUGUGGAGCUCAUGGAGGCAAAGUCACAGCUCUUUCUGAAGUACUUCACUUUGUUCAUGAAUCUGCUGAAUGAUUGCAGUGAUGCAGAAGAUGAUGGCCAGCAGACAGGUGGCAGGAAACGUGGGAUGUCCCGAAGACUUGCUUCACUCCGGCACUGUACUGUGCUUGCGAUGUCCAAUCUCCUUAAUGCCAAUGUUGAUAGUGGACUCAUGCAUUCCAUUGGCUUAGGUUAUCAUAAAGAUCUACAGACAAGGGCCACAUUCAUGGAGGUGCUAACGAAGAUACUGCAGCAGGGCACAGAGUUUGACACUUUAGCAGAAACAGUGCUGGCAGACCGAUUUGAAAGACUUGUUGAGCUGGUCACUAUGAUGGGUGACCAGGGUGAACUUCCUAUUGCUAUGGCCCUGGCUAAUGUUGUACCUUGUUCACAGUGGGAUGAACUGGCCAGGGUUCUAGUGACCCUUUUUGAUUCUAGGCACCUUUUGUAUCAGCUUCUCUGGAACAUGUUCUCCAAAGAGGUAGAGCUGGCAGACUCAAUGCAGACACUGUUCAGGGGCAACAGUCUAGCCAGUAAAAUUAUGACAUUUUGCUUCAAGGUAUAUGGUGCCACUUACCUACAGAAGUUACUGGAACCCCUCUUGAGAACUGUGAUCACAGCACCAGAGUGGCAAAAUGUCAGCUUUGAGGUUGACCCCACAAGACUUGAAUCAUCGGAAAGCUUGGAGGAUAAUCAACAGGCCUUGCUUCAGAUGACAAAACAGUUCUUUCAGGCAAUUAUUGCAUCAUCUUCAGAGUUUCCUCCACAACUGCGAAGUGUCUGCCACUGCUUGUACCAGGCAACUUGCCACUCUCUACUGAAUAAAGCUACCAUUAAAGAAAAAAAGGAAAACAAAAAAUCAGUUGUAAGUCAGCGGUUUCCACAGAACAGCAUCGGUGCAGUAGGAAGUGCCAUGUUUCUCAGAUUUAUCAACCCUGCUAUUGUUUCCCCUUAUGAAGCAGGAAUUUUGGAGAAGAAACCUCAUCCCAGGAUUGAAAGAGGCCUAAAGCUUAUGUCUAAAAUUCUUCAAAGCAUUGCUAAUCAUGUUGUAUUUACAAAAGAAGAACAUAUGAGGCCUUUCAAUGAUUUUGUUAAAAGUAAUUUUGAUGCUGCAAGAAGAUUCUUCCUUGACAUUGCAUCAGACUGCCCAGCUACUGACACAGUUAAUCACAGCUUGUCCUUUAUCAGUGAUGGGAAUGUGUUGGCAUUGCACCGCUUGCUGUGGAACAAUCAAGAGAAAAUAGGACAGUAUUUAUCCAGUAACCGGGAUCACAAGGCAGUAGGAAGACGGCCUUUUGAUAAAAUGGCCACUCUGUUGGCAUACCUUGGCCCACCUGAGCACAAGCCUGUUGCAGACACACACUGGUCUAGUCUCAAUCUUACUAGCUCCAAGUUUGAAGAGUUCAUGACAAGGCACCAGGUGCAUGAAAAAGAAGAGUUCAAAGCACUAAAGACCCUGAACAUCUUUUACCAAGCAGGAACUUCCAAAUGUGGUAAUCCAGUAUUCUACUACAUUGCCAGAAGGUAGGUUUAAACUGGCCAGAUAAAUGGGGACCUGUUGAUCUAUCAUGUCUUGCUGACACUGAAGCCUUAUUAUGCCAAGCCAUAUGAGAUUGUUGUGGACCUAACUCAUGCUGGACCCAGCAAUCGUUUUAAGAGACUGACCUUCCUUUCUAAGUGGUUUGUAGUUUUCCCUGGCUUUGCCUAUGAGAAUGUAGCAGCAGUUUACAUCUACAAUUGCAACUCUUGGGUGCGAGAGUAUACAAAAUAUCAUGAACGUCUUGCUACUGGCCUUAAGGGAAGCAAGAAGUUAAUUUUUAUUGUCUCCCCAAGUAGACUUGCAGAGCAGAGUAACCUGACCAACAAAAAACUGCCAGCUGCCACGCUUGCACUUGAGGAAGAUCUUAAAAUGUUCCACAAUGCUCUCAAGCUAGCUCACAAGGAUACAAAAGUGUCUAUUAAGGUUGGAUCUACAGCAGUUCAGGUAACCUCUGCAGAGCGCACACGGGUCCUUGGACAGUCAGUAUUCCUAAAUGAUAUUUACUAUGCAUCUGAAAUUGAAGAGAUCUGCCUUGUCGAUGAGAACCAAUUUACUUUGACCAUAGCCUACCGCACACCUCUGACAUUCAUGCAUCAGGAGUGUGAAGCAAUUGUAUCAGGUCCAUUAUUCAUAUUCGCACAUGGUGGGGAGUUAUCACAACCAGAUUCCAUCCCUCAGCACACCAAAAUCCGACUAAUGCCACAAUAGCAGGACGUACCAGGAACUCUACUGGAACAUUGCUUCCUCCUCAACUUGGAGUCGGAUCCAAGCUUACGAUCUGCUGCAUAUAACCUCCUGUGUGCCUUAACAUGCACCUUUAACCUGAAGAUUGAGGGGCAGCUGUUGGAGACAUCAGGUCUGUGCAUCCCAGCCAACAAUACUCUUUUCAUUGUCUCAAUCAGCAAGACUUUAGCUGCUAAUGAACCACAUCUCACUUUGGAGUUUCUUGAAGAAUGCAUUUCUGGCUUUAGCAAGUCAGUGAGUAUUGAACUUAAACAUCUUUGUCUGGAGUAUAUGACACCCUGGUUACUGAAUCUUGUCCGGUUCUGUAAACACAAUGAUGAUGCUAAACGGCAGAGAGUCACAGCUAUCUUAGACAAGUUGAUAACGAUGACAAUCAAUGAGAAACAGAUGUACCCCUCUAUUCAAGCCAAAAUAUGGGGGCAGCCUUGUCAGAUUACUGAUCUUUUGGAUGUGGUUCUGGAUAGUUUCAUUAAAACCAGUGCCACAGGAGGCUUGGGCUCCAUUAAAGCUGAAGUAAUGGCAGAUACAGCAGUGGCAUUGGCUUCAGGAAAUGUCAAACUUGUUUCGAGCAAGGUGAUCGGGAGAAUGUGUAAAAUCAUUGACAAGACCUGCUUAUCUCCUACACCAACCCUGGAGCAGCACCUCAUGUGGGAUGACAUUGCCAUUCUGGCACGUUACAUGCUCAUGCUUUCCUUUAACAACUCAUUAGAUGUGGCCGCUCACCUUCCAUAUCUCUUUCAUGUGGUCACAUUACUAGUAGCUACAGGGCCACUGUCCCUUCGUGCUUCCACUCAUGGUUUGGUUAUCAACAUCAUUCACUCAUUGUGCACCUGCUCCCAGCUCAAUUUCAGUGAGGAGACAAAACAGGUUCUACGUCUUAGCCUUACUGAAUUCUCGCUCCCCAAAUUCUACUUGCUUUUUGGGAUUAGUAAAGUGAAGUCAGCCGCAGUGAUUGCUUUUCGCUCAAGUUACCGGGAUCGAUCAUUCUCACCAGGGUCUUACGAAAGGGAGACUUUUGCUUUAACAUCACUGGAAACUGUAACAGAAGCUUUACUGGAGAUAAUGGAGGCCUGCAUGAGAGAUAUCCCAUCAUGCAAAUGGCUGGAUCAAUGGACAGAAUUGGCGCAAAAGUUUGCUUUCCAGUAUAAUCCAUCUUUACAGCCCAGAGCCCUUGUAGUUUUUGGUUGUAUUAGCAAGAGAGUGUCACAUGGACAGAUGAGACAGAUUAUCCGUAUCCUCAGCAAGGGUUUAGAGAGUUGCCUGAAGGGUCCUGAUAACUACAAUAGUCAGGUUUUGAUAGAGGCCACUGUGAUUGCACUGACUAAACUGCAACCACUUCUCAAUAAGGACUCUCCACUACACAAAGCCCUUUUUUGGGUGGCCAUUGCAGUUCUUCAGCUGGAUGAAGUUAAUCUCUAUUCAGCAGGAACAGCCUUACUGGAACAAAACUUGCACACACUAGACAGUUUCCGGGUUUUCAAUGAUAAGAGCCCAGAGGAUAUUUUUAUGGAAAUCCGGAAGCCUUUGGAAUGGCAUUGCAAACAAAUGGACCAUUUUGUUGGCCUCAAUUUCAAUGCUAACUUUAAUUUUGCUUUGGUGGGGCAUCUGCUAAAAGGUUACAGACAUCCUUUAGCUACUACUGUGGCAAGAACAGUUAGAAUCCUGCAUACAUUGCUGUCUCUUGUAGGAAAACAUCUAAAGUGUGACAAAUUUGAAGUAAACACACAAAGUGUGGCAUAUCUUGCAGCCCUUCUCACUGUAUCAGAGGAAGUGCGAAGCCGAAGCAGUCUCAAACACAGAAAGUCACUACUCUUGGCUGAUGUUUCAAUGGAAAAUGUUGCCAUGGAUACAUACCCUUUGCAUCACAGUGAUCCAAGCUGCAGGACACUAAGAGAGAACCAGCCCUGGUCUUCUCCUAAAGUUUCUGACCGAUACCUUGCUGCUAAUUAUCCUCCUGUGGGGCAAAUCAGCCCUCGAACUCGAAAAUCAAUGAGCUUGGAUAUGGGGCAGCCAUCCCAAGCAACUACAAAAAAACUGCUUGGUACCAGGAAAAGCUUUGACCACUUGAUUUCAGACACUAAAGCACCAAAGAGACCAGAAAUUGAAUCUGGCAUCACUACACCUCCCAAAAUGAGGAGAGUAGCAGAAAAUGACUAUGAAAUAGAAACCCAAAGAAUUCCUGCCUCUCAGCAACACUCUCACUUGAGAAAAGUAUCCGUGUCAGAAUCAAAUGUCCUCCUAGAUGAAGAGGUCCUGACAGACCCUAAAAUCCAGGCCCUGCUGCUCACUGUCCUUGCCACAUUGGUAAAGUACACUACAGAUGAGUUUGACCAGAGAAUCCUCUAUGAAUACUUAGCUGAAGCCAGUGUUGUCUUCCCAAAAGUCUUUCCAGUUGUCCACAGCCUAAUGGACUCAAAGAUAAAUACUCUCCUGUCACUGUGCCAAGACCCAAUCCUUUUGAAUCCAGUGCAUGGGAUCGUUCAGAGUGUUGUAUACCAUGAGGAAUCACCACCACAGUACCAGCCUUCAUAUCUUCAAAGUUUUGGCUUUAAUGGACUGUGGAGGUUUGCUGGCCCCUUUUCCAAGCAAACACAGAUUCCAGACUACGCUGAGCUAAUUGUAAAGUUUUUAGAUGCUUUGAUUGACACCUACCUUCCAGGCAUCGAUGAGGAGGCAAGCGAGGAAUCUUUGCGAACACCCACUUCCCCAUACCCCCCUACUGUCCAGAGCCAGCUGAGCAUCACCGCCAAUCUGAACCUGUCCAACUCCAUGACAUCUCUGGCCACAUCCCAGCAUUCCCCAGGAAUUGACAAGGAAAAUGUAGAGCUUUCACCGACGACGGUGCACUCUAACAGUGGGAGGACACGCCACGGAUCAGCAAGCCAGGUGCAGAAGCAGAGAAGUGCAGGAAGCUUCAAGCGUCCAAGUGUGAAGAAGAUCGUGUGAUGGCAGUCUGUGGUGCUUUUUCUUUGCAAGGAAUCUGAACCAGCAAGAAUGCUGCACUUAUCUUUUUUCCUCUAUGAAGUCAGCCCCAUUGCCUGACGAUCAACAUUACAGAAGAACUAUCAGAAGUUAAUUUUAUUUUUUUUUAAAUAAUUAAUAGCAAAUGUAUCAUAAAACAAUGCCAGUCACUGUUUCUGAUACAUUCUAAGACAGUUGAUUUAGUCGGUAGGAGAAUUAUGGACACAACAGCCUCUAAACCCAGAAGUGUAAGUGUUUUAGGUGGGUAAAAGAAACAGAGGUUUUGUGGUAGUUUAUCUCUCCAUCUCUCUUGUUUGCCUUUUGUAUUGAAAAGUGUUACCGGGAAUUAUUUGCACACUUUUCUCAAAUCCACACUUAAGUGGAUUUUCUUGUUUAUCAACCUUAAGUAGCACAGCUGGUGCAUCAUGUUUUCCGGUCACUUGUUGCACAGUAGCUGUAGAUAGAAGAAAAAGGAAGGAGCCCCAUGGGCCUGGUAAACAUGUAGCUAAAGUGGUACUGAAAUGAGACACUAAUGUAAGUAUAUAUGAUCUGCGAUUUUAAGGGAUGUAAUGCAGUCUAUUCAUGCCCCAUCUUACCCAUUCACUUUACAGCAAAUGGAUGUUGGUCUGGUAUGCAGAAAGCAAAUUGACAUUUUAUUUUCAUAACCUUGGUUUAAAAACACUAACAUCAUUUUAAAUAAUGCCAAGACACCAUGCCUGCCUUGUAUCCAUGGCCUUUGCCUCAAGUUUGCCAGACUGUCUUCUUUUAGGAUAUCAUUCUGACUAGCAGGACCCAAUUUAUUUGUAUUGUGUUUUGCUAAAGCAGGCAUUAUUAUACUCCACCUUGGUGUUUUGUCAUAUAUAAAUGCAGUAUAUUCCAGACAUUAUAGCUAUAUUUUUACAUUGUUUAUGUCCACAAUGAAAGAAAAAAAAACUUUAAUAAAUGUACAUAAAAGUAGCUAUUUCCACUUACUUUGUAAAAAGUUUGUUGGAAAAAAGAGGAGGUGGAUCCUGGGAUUUGUCUUAUUUUAUCUCCUGGCAUGCUCUGUUAUAAACAAUUAAUAUUGUAUGAAUUGGCUCACUGUCACUAUAAGCCGGCAGUGGAAAGCAAUCUCUUCAUCUUGCAAAGCUGCUCAUUUUGGGCACAUAAGAUGUAACCGGUGGAUGCUUGGGAUCUACUUUAAAGUGGGCAAAAACAGUUCUCUCCAGCCUUAUUAGUAUUAGUCAGAAAACAGAUCCCCUUUAAAAUAUCGUUGUGCAUCUUAUUUUAUUUUUCAAAGUGAACUGACACUAGAUUAUUACUUGAUCUUGUAAAUAGAAAUGCUUGUAUUUUGUCGACUGGAAGUUUUCAGUUUGUUUACAGAACACAGAAAGAAAAUGAUGCAAGCCUGAUAUGCAAAUCAAUUUGCCAAAAUUCUUCACAGCAUUACAGAUGCCCUUUCUGAGUAUUGUGUAUCUUGGCACAAUGACUGCUGGACCAGUUUUAGCAGUUGAACUAGAAGGUCGCAGCACGUGAUUUUUGACUGCUUUUUGUUACUGAAGUUUUGCUAGUGGCUGUUCCAAUAGCUUCUUCAUCUCCCGUUUGUAAUCUCUUGAAAACGAUCACCAUUGUUCUACUCUCCUGGAAUGGAAGCCUAAAAGUUAGAUGGCAGAAUAGGAAUAAUAAUAGUUGAGACUUUGUAGCUGCUUGAAUGUUUUCUGGGGUAGGGGUGCUCCUAUGACAGAAUACUUAACUAUUAAAGAGCUGCAUGUGUUGGAUUCUGAAAUGAAAAACUAAACAACUGCAUAAAGUUAGUCCAGGAUGAACAGAGAGAGACACGAAAGCCUUAAGUCAGACCUUUUCUUCAUGCUUUUCAUCAAGCACUCACUCGAGCAUGCAGUUUUAUUGCAGGGAAUGUACUGAACUCCAAUUACCUUAAAACCUUCACUUUAUUUAAGUGGCACCAGGAUUUUGUAUUUUUGUUCAUUUUAGAUAGCUGAUAAUUUCAAGCAAUGACUUGGUAAUCAUGCUCUUUUUGAGCGUGCUACCUUUACUGAAUAAAUGAAAAGUUUUGAAUAAUCGCUGGAUUUGGAAUAAUCUUCUUCAACACUGGUGUCAGACACCAGUGGUAACUCGGUCAAACUGGGUGGUCAUUAGAUAGUAUAAAGGAGGGGGAGAAGGUGAUGGCCAAACUGAUGGCCUACUUGUAGUGUUUUCCCUUUUAAUUUGCUCAAAAGAUGUUGGACAGUUUGUCAGGAUUGUGAGUGUAAUAUUCACCAAAGGUCCAAAUUUUUAAGGUACAAAUUACUAAGUGCAUAUUUUUAUUUAUUUAUUUUUAAUAAACAUGUCUAGUGUUCAAACCAAUUCACGUUUGCUACAGUUAAACUCAGAGCACUUGGCAGACGUGAGUCUUGAUCUGGAUAUAGGAAGUCAUGGCUUGUAGUGUAACGCAAUCUUUGAGGGAUGGUGUUGGAGGAAGGCUUUGGGUUUUGCAUUUGUUCCUGUUUGCCCAUCAAGGUGUCUGUUUGAGAUGAAGAAUUGUUCCUCCACAAGUGUCAUUUGAAAAGUGACCUACUGGAGAGAGAAUUUCAUGAAGCUUUUUAUAAGGAAAGCAGAUACUCAACGGACUUGUGAAUUUUUAAAGUAUUUGAAGUAAAUUCCAUACUUGAAUUGUACAAAAAGGAGGUCUGCUAAAUAUUUUUAUAUACAUAUAUCUAUCUAUCUAUCUAUAUAUAAACUUGAAUAAUCAGAAGUAAAUAAAUAAAUCUUUAAAAUCAGGGUACCUAGCUUCCUUAGAAGAUGGAGAGCAUUGUUUGAGACUUCUUAGACUCAGUGUUAUUUAAGAAUUUUGGCACCAAGCUGAAAAAAAGCCAUGUAGGAUGGCAAUGCCGGUAAAGGUCUGGUAGAAGUAAGUACGAAUAACCAGUUUGGACCCAAACAUUGCAAACUGCAAGCACACUGCUUGAGUCUUAUUGCUGUGCUAAAGGAGCAGGACACCACUUGGCCCUGUGUGUGUUUUUUGAACCUGGACCAAAGUCUCAGCCGUGGACUUAAGAUCAAUGUGUCCUGGAAACUCGGCUUGAGGUGGGGGUGGGGGUGUGGGUGGGGGGUGGCGGGGUCAUUGGAAGGGAACGUCAGGGUCUUUCAUAGGGCAGUAGGCACUUUAGUAAAUCCACAGCUCUUGGCCAUCACUGGUUUUUGGACUUUUUUGCUGGACUCACUACAUGCAGUAGUUUGGCGUGAGCAGCAGCCUUUUCAUAUCAGUCUCUAUUUUAUUUUUGUAAUUUUAAAUGCAGUAUUGUUGUGUAACGCCAAGAAGGAGACAUGGCCAUUUGACCCACAACAUUUGUUCUUUUUUCCCUCCUUUUUGUCUUCUCCAUAUUGUGAAAGAGUAGAUUAGCCAACCAAGUGGCACGUACUGAGAGGCCUGUGAAGCUGUGUCUCGUGUUGCACUAUUCCUGACUGCAGCCUAACAUUUUGCUCCCAAGUUUUACUGAACUCACUUGGCAUGUCUUACUUGAGGUUAUGCAAACAGACUUUACCACAAGGAGUCGGAUCUGAGCGAUGGCCACACUGUUUUUUUUUUGUUUGUUUGUUUUUUUUUUAUGCAGUAUGUUCAUCUUUGUAAAUAUUUUUUUGUGUAAAAUUUGACAGAAAGGUAUAUUUACUACACUGUAAAUACAUGUGAUGAUAUCUUGUAUUAUUUUGCUUUUUUGUAAAGCAGUUAGUUGCUGUACAUGUAUAACAUACAAAUUGAAUUAUUCAAGUGUUAGUAUUGUUAACUUUCUCUUUCCCUUCCACUACAUUAUACAUCAUUUAUAAUACAAAUAAAGGAAAAAUCGCUGUGUAUUAUAAACCUAUCCUGUGUAUAAUAUAUUGACUGGUCCCGCUUUGGGCCAGUUACAUUCAAAAUGCCAUCCUGCUACUUCUACAAUAGGUGUAUGCCAGUAGAACACCAAACUGCUGUUCAACUCUGAUCCAGUUUGUUAUCCAUAGGUACCAUUGUAGAAAUCAUUGUUCAAGGUGUUCUCUCCCCUAAUGUAUGUAUUCCAUUUUUUGGAAGUAAAAUGUACAUUGAACCAGU
Molecule: messenger RNA, 12788 nt
Organism: Erpetoichthys calabaricus (reedfish)
Lineage: Eukaryota; Metazoa; Chordata; Cladistia; Polypteriformes; Polypteridae
Gene: nf1a
Product: neurofibromin 1a
Biological process (GO): regulation of GTPase activity
Source: RefSeq, a predicted model, not a curated record